AAAUUAAAAUAUUCUCAGAUACUGAUCAAACGCGCGAAGAAACUCUGGGUCGUUGGCCUCUAUAGGUUCGUGCAGAAAAUGACCUCGUGUAUCGUGGGUGGCAGGACGUUCAGGUAUGUAAACUCUCCUCUCUUCAGUUGAUUGAAUGCUAUGAUAGAAGUAAUUGAAGGGUUUCUUGCAAGACGGACAUUCGCGUUUGAUGUGGCACCAAUCGACCAGACAUUGGAAACAAAAUACGUGACCGCAGUCAGGUAGGGACUUGUUGAUGUGCGGGCCCAAACAGAUUGCGCAUUGGCCGUCGUCGUAGAUCAUUGUGGUUAAUUCGAAACCGGAGAUAUUGUUCGGAUUAUCGUUUGCCAUAUUAAGGAAAGUUUUUUCAAUGUAUGAUGAUUAAUGGGAUUAUAGUUGGGUGAUAUAUAUAGCUUAGAGUCGCAGUAAGACCAUUCGCAAGUAACAUUUCCGCUCUUUCAUUUUACUUUUAAGUUAGAAAGAAAACAGCUACAAAAUUAAAUUUGAUUGAUUCAACUCCGUAAUGUUAUUACUCACAAUGUUCAAAAUAUUUUUCUUGGAUAGUAACGACCGCGCUUUUUCAAAAUAAGACGAAAUUCCAUCUUUUGGUCUGCGCCGACAUGGAAAUGGCUAAUGGCGCUCAUUUACUUUUUAAAACUAGUCCCAUUAAUCACUGAAAUUAAUUUAGAACGAAAAAAAAAAGGCCGUUCGUUGCAUGUUUUAGCUUAUUACUUUUCAGGUCACGGAUAUUACGUUGUCCCAGUCGGUAACUCAUUUAAAAGUUGAUUUCGGUUUAUUAAAUAACAGGAUGUCUAAGCUACACAUCUUUCGAAAUUUCAUGUAAAGUUUGAUUCAUGUGUACAGUAAAGCUCGGUGUGGGGCUAGGUUUGAGAUAUGACCUUCCCGGAAGCCGUUGACAGAACGGAAAGGUCUUAUCGUUUGGCGUGUAUGCUCAGUUGUGACAAAGACGGAGUUAGUCUUUUCUUGAGAAACCGAAAAAAGGAAACCAAUAUUUUUCAAAACAACAGCACUGGUCGGCCAACUGUCGCUCACGGCCAGUAAGACAACCUGAUACCCGCCUUAGCCUUAAUCUGUUUUUGUAUGUUUUUUAAAAAAGAUCGCGGGACGUCAAUAGAGAUCUACGGGAAGCGGCCUGGGGUCAUGGGGAAUGUAGACGUUAACAUUUCGGCAGGCGGUACUUCUAUAUUUAUUUUUCGUUUUCUAUUGGAAAUCUGACUGGUGUCUAUUGCCGCCGACAAUGAAAGCGGUGCGCUAAAGUAGUACAAACCGCAAAGAAAAAAAAAGCGGCAUAAAAGUGGCCGUUUUCAUAUAGACGCCGCACAUGAAUGUGCUCACUUUCUGCUCGAAAAAGGGUCUAGCCGUGUGUAUAGUUCCUGCUGCUCGUAAGAGUCGCAACUCUCCCAAACAGGUUGAGUUACCAGCACGCAUGGGUCAACAGUCUUCGAAGGUGGCUGUUCCCGUGUAGUCACGAAUCUUCUCCUCGCGCCUCAACUGAAUUUUUUGGGUCAAAUGCUACAAGAUGCGACAGACUUUCUUGCUCUGGGCUCUGUGUUUUUCGUCUCGUCUUCUCUGCGCUGUUGCUCAGGAAUCUAAAUCAACCAUCUCUUUGGAAGCCAGUGGAUACGUGCACAAUGGAUCGACGGUUCACUACGAUGCAGCAGCAGCUCAAUUGGAGUUGCAGCUCAAAAUGCUAAUCCACCCGUUGUCUAGCAAAGGGAAAUCGCAUCAGCGGGGAAACGACUACAGAGUCGAGUUGGCCUUGGUCGACGGUUCCAAGAAGAUGAUGAAUGAUCAAGAGUAUUUGGCCUGCAAUUUGGCCUUCUCACGAUUCGCUGGCUAUUGCAAGGAACGCCAUAUAUUCACUCCGAUCUAUCAAAAUUAUAGUCACAACCACACGAAUGACGUAACUGUCCAGUUUGACCACGUCUACAGCGGAUGUUACAAGCUUAAAAUCAAUCAUUGUUCUCAUGGAAGAUUCACCUGCGACUCGAACAAAUCUGGGGUGUUCGAGCAGUACCUAGGCUACUUGGAGACAAGUAUCCAAGACGUGAACGUCAGGCGAAUGAAUAUGAGCAUCAGUCUACAUCCAAGUCUAGGGGGUGUUGAAGUGGAGUUUGUCGUCAACUACUUGGAAAACCCGCAUCAGAUACUCAAAUUCAACGAAUUUGAGGUGAAAAUUAAGAAUCAAUUCAACCAUGCUGUGCGUAAAAGAAUAGUGAAUAGCAAUGUUGUCAACUUCCUGAACUGUACGGAAACGGACGCCAAUUGUAGCCUCUCGUCUUCAGAUAAUUCAGACAAUAAGUGCUUUUGUUUGCCGAUUGGAAACUACACAGUGGAGAUUGACGUCCUUGACAACCGGUGUAACCACCCGAUACAAACGUGCGCCAGCUAUCGAAAUCCAUGCAAACGACACACAAGGACACCUGUAUUUAUCGAUCUAUCCAAAAGUGAUGACCCCGUUUCUAUGACCGUCACGUCUAACGUCACUUGGAUUUGGACGAAUUUAUUACUAGGGCUGUUGGGCCUCGUCUUUAUAGCCGCACUCGUCUACUUUAAAAGUAGCUGUAUUUUUUACCGGAAACUUUACGGUUCAUCAGAGAUCACAGCUGAGCAGCAUACCCCUAUACCUUUACAUCAUAGCCCUAUCGUUAACACCAGAGUAUUACUCGUUUACGACACCAACGACGACUCGAUUCAGAAAAAGGCCUCAAUCCUUCGACAGCAAUUGAUCUGCAGCGGCGUUUCUAUCGUCUAUGAUGCUGGCGACCCAGAACAACAAGAAGAUGUCAUCAUCAGGGGAGAAAUCCACUGGUUUAACGGCUACAUCAACGAUCCCAAAGUCCGGAUCAUUGUGAUUCAAUCGACAGGUUUGAAUCGUUGUCACGAGGAAUUGAAUCGAGACCGACAUAACGGUCCACUGCAACAGGAUUUAGACAAAUUGUCAAGUCUAAUGUUUGUUCUCAGUGAACUGAUUGUUCUAGCCGCUUCGAUUCGCGAAAAUGGUCUAUACGGUCGUAUCUUCGUCAUAUCAUACGAUGACCUCAAGUGCAAUUCACCUCGUAAUCUAUUGACGCCUUACAGAUGCUACGAAUUGCCGGAGCAUUACCCAAUGAUGAUGGGCCAAUUGUUCGUUAAUCGCAAUAUUAAAAUGGGAUAAAUUGGGAUGACUUUGCUCACAUUUACCGUAACGAUGUAUUACGUAACGAUGCAUCCGUAACGAUUAAUAAGGACCUGAAACAAAAUGACUGUCUCAUAUUAAUCUAUCAAACUGCUCUUUCCAGUAACAUUUUUUAAUGCUUGCUGAAUUUGAAUGAAUGCUUUUGUGUCUGAAUGCUGUUCAUUUUUUUUAAAUUUUGUGCUUGUUCAAAAUUGCCAAAUCUCUCAUACUCAAUUUGUUAAUUAAAAUAUUAUAUUAUUACAUCCGUAUACGAUCAAGAAAGCUGAUUGCUGCAAUAAACUCAUUGUAAAAAUUGAAAAAAACAACAUUUUCUGGAUUGGAGGGGCGGGUUCGAUGAAUUGGACCACGUUUCACCUUAUUGCCAAGGCCAAUUAAAUUCCAAAUUCCGAGUACUGCUUUCCCUUUUCAUUUUUUUGCUCGUUUCAAAAUUUUGUUUUUACCUAACCUAUCCUCUAUUUCCAUUUUGCAGAGUUUCUUGGCCCUACCUUUCACUGAGUCACACGGGUUUCUCCAGCCAGCACUUGAUAACUGUCUCGCCUGGACUCGUGUGAUCAAACUCAUUUGGCCAGGAGAAACUUUCGCAUUCUACAGCUCGUUAACUUUUCUUUUGUGAAUUUCUAACUGGAUGCAAAGAGUCUGUUAAAAAAACUGCUUACAGCACUAUCUCCAUUUCACGUCUACUAAUGAUUACGUUGACGAGCUAAUCAAUAUGUUAAUUUCAUCGGACUGCUUGAGGACUGGAUUUGCUUUCGUUUUCUAUACUGUUAAAUCUGUUGCGGUACCAUUCCAUAUCAAACAAAUGUGAAAGAGAAACAAUGUUUAUAGCAAAUGAUGGAAUGUCGAUUUUGAUCUCUGCGCAUCGUCGCGCGCUCUGGGAAAAUGUCUAGCACGACAAUACAAUAUCUGCCUAUU
Molecule: messenger RNA, 4120 nt
Organism: Daphnia pulex (common water flea)
Lineage: Eukaryota; Metazoa; Arthropoda; Branchiopoda; Diplostraca; Daphniidae
Exons: 10
Coding region: 1550-3187 (545 amino acids)
Source: RefSeq, a predicted model, not a curated record